Molecule: messenger RNA, 2980 nt
Organism: Aspergillus versicolor CBS 583.65
Lineage: Eukaryota; Fungi; Ascomycota; Eurotiomycetes; Eurotiales; Aspergillaceae
Gene: culA
Product: cullin culA
Exons: 5
Coding region: 167-2518 (783 amino acids)
Biological process (GO): SCF-dependent proteasomal ubiquitin-dependent protein catabolic process; protein ubiquitination
Cellular component (GO): SCF ubiquitin ligase complex
Molecular function (GO): ubiquitin protein ligase binding
Source: RefSeq, a predicted model, not a curated record
AUCGAUCUCAUUCUCACCUGCCUCUUGUCUGAUCGCGCCUUCGAUUCGGUGGGUAUUUUUCUUCUUAAUUUAACGUUCAUCCCUUGACUGCUUGCUCCGCGCUGACGCUCUAUAACCAGUUUCCACUUGUAUUCGCGUCCAUCCGGCGUUAUUUCCCCGGAUCAAUAUGGCCCCUAUGAUUCCUCUGACCCCUCACAAGGAUGACCUGGAAGAAACAUGGGCGUUUCUCGAGAAUGGUAUCAACAAUGUUAUGGUAAAGCUGGAGGAGGGUGUGGAUAUGAAAACCUACAUGGCCCUCUACACAGCGGUUCACAAUUUUUGCACCUCACACAAAGCAGUCAGCGGUCAAGCUAUACAAUCACAGCGUGGCGGUUCGUCCUCAAACAAUUUGGUCCCAACCUCCGAGCUCAGACAACUGACCGUCGCAGCGCAUUUGCUCGGAGAGGAGCUCUAUAGAAAACUCGGAGAAUAUUUGACGGGCCACCUUGACCAUGUUUACAACGAAUCGACAGGCCAUGCGGACGAGGCCUUGCUCGCAUUCUAUAUCCGUGAAUGGGAGCGAUAUACCAACGCUGCCAAAUAUAUCAACCACCUUUUCAGAUACCUCAACCGUCACUGGGUGAAGCGAGAAAUUGACGAAGGGAAGAAAAAUGUCUACGAUGUAUACACACAGCACCUAGUCAAGUGGAAGGAGGACUUUUUCGUCAAGGUACACGACAAGGUCAUGGGCGCGGUUCUCAAGCUUGUCGAAAAGCAACGGAAUGGUGAAACUAUCGAACAGUCGCAAAUUAAGAGUAUUGUCGAUUCAUUUGUUUCCCUGGGACUUGAUGAAACCGACCCCACGAAGUCCACACUGGAAAUUUACCGCUUCUAUUUCCAGAAGCCUUUCCUUGCAGCAACCAGAGUCUACUACGAAGAUGAAUCCCGCCAGUUCGUUGCGGAGAACAGCGUUGUUGAGUAUAUGAAAAAGGCAGAAGUCCGUCUCGAUGAAGAGAAAGCACGUGUCGGGCUCUAUUUGCACAAUGAUAUUGCUAGAGAAUUAACCGAAACCUGCUUGGAUGUGCUUGUUACUGCACACUCUGAGCUUCUGCGCGAUGAGUUCCAACCACUACUCGACAAUGAACGCCAAGAAGACCUUGCCCGAAUGUAUCGGCUUUUGUCGCGUAUCAAAGAUGGGCUGGACCCUCUCCGGACGAAGUUCGAGGCGCACGUGAGAAAAGCUGGUCUAUCUGCAGUUGAGAAGGUAGCUGCUGAAGGUGAAUCCUUCGAGCCCAAGAUGUACGUCGAUGCAUUGUUAUCGGUGCACACCAGAUACGACAGUCUCGUAAAGGAAGCUUUCAAUGGCGAGUCCGAGUUUGUUCGCUCUCUCGACAAUGCUUGCCGCGAAUUCGUGAAUCGUAACAAGAUCUGUAAGUCUGGUUCUACAAAAACACCAGAGUUACUGGCGCGGUACACGGAUUCUCUAUUGAAGAAGGGGUCAAAGGCUGCGGAGGAGUCAGAGUUGGAAGAGAUGUUGGUCCAGAUCAUGACCGUUUUCAAGUAUAUUGAAGACAAGGACGUCUUCCAGAAAUUCUACUCUAAGAUGCUUGCUAAGCGGCUGGUCCACGUGAGCUCAGUAUCUGACGAUGCUGAGACAAGCAUGAUUAGCAAACUUAAGGAGGCUUGUGGUUUUGAAUACACCAACAAGUUGCAGCGAAUGUUCCAGGACAUCCAGAUCUCUAAGGAUCUGAACUCCAGCUACAAAGAUUGGCUUGAUAAAUCUUUCUUAGACGACGAUGACCGGAAGAAACUUGUGGACUCACAUUUCCAGAUUCUCGGAACUGGAUUCUGGCCCCUUAACGCGCCAUCGACUGAUUUCCUUGCGCCUCCUGAAAUUGUCAAGACUUCGGAGCGGUUCCAGAAGUUCUAUUUCGAUAAGCAUAACGGUCGAAAGCUGACCUGGCUCUGGCAGUUGUGCAAGGGCGAAAUCAAGGCUAAUUAUAUCAAGAACACCAAGGUUCCAUACACAUUCCAAGUAUCGACUUUCCAAAUGGGUAUUCUUCUGCUCUUCAACGAGAGCGACUCCCUGACAUACGAAGAUAUCCAAAAGGCCACUUCUCUCACACCCGAAAUGCUUGAUCCGAAUCUCAGUAUCUUCUUGAAGGCUAAGGUUCUCACCAUCGGCCCAGAGGGAUCUAAGCCUGGCCCAGGCACGACCUUCACCCUCAAUUACAACUUCAAGAACAAGAAGAUCAAGGUCAAUCUCAACAUUCAAAUCAAGUCCGAGCAGAAAGUCGAGACGGACGACACGCACAAGACGAUUGAGGAAGACCGCAAGCUUCUGCUUCAGUCCGCCAUCGUCAGAAUCAUGAAGUCCCGGAAGAAGAUGAAGCAUGUGCAACUUGUGCAAGAAGUGAUCCAUCAAGUCAAGUCACGUUUCCCACCACAAGUACCCGACAUCAAGAAGAACAUCGAAGCCCUGAUGGAGAAGGAUUACAUCGAGCGUCUGGACGGCGAUGAAAUUUCUUACAUUGCAUGAUUGCCUAAUACAAUCAAAUCACCAUAUUCAUUGUUAUUCCAUUACUGCCUUUUAUUUUUUAUUUUUUUUUCCUCCCCCAUCCCAGGCGUUUUUAUUGCAAGAACACGGAAUUCAUCCAGCCAGCGCUAUCUCACUAUCCCUUUUUCACGUUUCGUCUCCUUCGGUUCCUACCGCCGGCCCAUAAGCUGGCCGCGACUUGAGUCUGCACCGUUUUCUAUCUAGACAGAGAAUGUGCCCACGCCGUAAUGUUUUUAGAUAAAAUAGGUCGUAGUCUAAUUGAUGAAGUACGCUUAACUAUAUUUCUUUUUCGCCUUUGGUAGCCUGAAUCAGCAACAUAUCCAUUUCAUUGCCCAGUUUUUGCAUGUUUAUCAUGUACGCAGUAUGUCAGUAGGUCCAUGUCCUCAGUAUAGGUCGUUUCCAGGAAAUCAAUUAAUCGAAAAACCAAACCACCAACCACCAGCC